AGUGGGUUCGAGGCGACACCGACGCCGGCGUCGCCGCCACCGGGAGAGCGAGGCGGCUGGUUUCGGCAUCUCGCGUCCGCGUCUGGGAAGGCAGUAGGCGGGCGCGAUGGCGGGGGUUGUAAGCUGGUACGGCCCGCUCGUCGACCUCUCGGCGGCGGCCGGUCAUCUCGGCGGGUUCGUGCAGCUCCUGGCGUCCGUUCGACGUGUGCUUCCGCACCAGGAACUGAAUGCUGAUGGGAGGGCAUUUCAGAAGACUAUGCUCGAGGUUGGUGACGAGACUAGGUCGAGCUUUUGUGUCUCUCUGUGGCCCAAGCAUAGCUCGGGCAUACUCGCCGGCGAUGUUUUGCUGUUACAAAAUAUUAAGAUAGUUGAAUUUAGAAAUGGCUUGGAGGGAAGGGCUUCUCAGAUAUCUGCUGUCCAAGUACUGCUGAACUGUAACGAUUUAGUAAAACAAAAAGGGAUUGAUGAUCUUAUUGUCAACUGUAAAGUGGGAGAUAAUACAAGAUCAAAGUUAAGAAGAGUGGUAGAGUGGAUCUGGAUGCAACCCAACAAAUUCAAUCACGCAGAAAAUUCCCAUAAGGUGACCUUGAAGAACUGGAAAGAAAUAAAAGAAAAGGAAACGGGAAACUUCCUGUCCAUCUCAGAGCUACUGCAUCAGUCCAAAUUAUGUAAUGGUUGUGUAUAUGCAUCCAUUUGCAAAAUAGUGUUAUCAAGUUCUCUGACAUCUCACUUCAAUUGGAAGUUUUCAGUGAUUGAAAGAUUUUCCCUGAAAGAACAUAAUGAUAUUUUCAGAGAAUUAAUUACUACUGGAUGCAAGUUAUGUGGCUCACCUUUAUAUCCAAAAAAUUUUCAUGGAGAAAUCACUUAUCCUAUUGAUUGCCCUAAAAAUCCAAAAUAUCUUCAUGUUCUUGGCCAGAUAUACAAACCAUUCAUGAUAUAUGUGCGAGACCAAUCUGGACAAGUUCCUCUUCUUGUAAGGAAUAAAGCUGCCGAGAUCUUGUUCGCAAAUAUUAGUGCAGAUGAUGUAUCUGAAUGCUAUAAGAACUGUCACUGCAUGUUGUUGGACACUUGUGAAUGUGGCAACUUGAACACUUCUGGGAUCCUAGAUGGCACUGCCGAGACAGGAAUUACAAAAAGGAAAAGGAGAAACAAAAAACCUGAUUGGCAUCUCAUUUGGCUUGUAUUAAUAAAAUGUCUAUUGAAUCAACACAAGAACAGUCCAUUCUGCCUACAAAUUUCAGUCAACCCUGAGAAGAGUGUUGAAGACGGACGCUUUGAACUGGUUUCUCUGACAAUGACAGUACCUUGAGGAUUUCAAUGAGGAAACAUUUUUUCAAUGGAACUUCCUUGUUCUGAUGGUGCAGAGUGACAUGGUUGUGCGGCAAAACUAGACUUCCAUCUUCAGUAUGAACAUGCCUUGUCCUAACAUUAACUGAACCUGGGCAGUCCGGACUAACCUUUUCUCUGAGGCUGAAACUCAUUUUUUUUCAAAACACAGUAUGAGAUUAUGGCCAGGGGUAACAGAGAUGCAGGGGAUUAUGCAACAUGGCAAUGAUAUGACGAUCUGAACCUGAAGCGGCCUUGAAAUACCAAGUAGUAUUUGCCAAUGCAAUUCUGUCAGCAAAGAAAGCUAAUCUAUGAGUUUCAUUAAUCCCCUGUGGAGUGCCAUGCUGAUGAUUACAUUGUGAUUUGGAUAGCUGCUUGUCCUAGGGUUAACAAUGUUAGCUGCAACACGAUCCUAGAACUAACCUUCCAAAACUGAGCAGCAUGAAGUGGCUCAUGGGCUUGAUGAUGAAUAUAGUUUAUUUGUUGAACAUGCUAACCCAGAUGAUGGCUUUUUUAUUAUUAUUUACCAGCCUUUGCCGAUGCAGUUUUUGUUUUUUAUGGCGAUGGAGUUGGCAUGGUCUCUCGUUGGUUUUUACUUUGUAGGCAUGAUUUUUCUGUUAAAAGAAACUGUCUUGCUUUAUUGUCUGAUUGCUUGAAGCAACAUGUUUCUCACUUUCAAUCCUUUCCACCUGAAAUAUGUUGUUCUGUACCUUGCUCCAUACUUGCUCUGAUAUGGCUCUUGAGUCUUUCACGGUAUUCUAUUUGUAUAUUGUACUGCAGUUUCUAAGAGUGUCGCUGUCAUGUAGGAGUACUAGUAUGUUGUCAUGUAGGAAUACAACUUCUGAGUUUUCACUGUAAAGAAAACUGUUCUAGGGCAUUUAAUUCAAAGAAUGUCGCUCUCUCUCUGAAGUGUUACUGAAUUUACUGACUUCCCUUGUAAUCGUAGUCUAGACAUUUCAUUUCCUUAUUUUCUUUUGGUGUUUAUCCACUUUCUUGUCCUUUCUAAGUAUUUAGCCCUACCAUUCCUUAUACUAAUAGUCCAGACUUUUCCCCCCUAUUUGCUUGUGUGUUUAUCCAUGUUUUUGACCUUUUAGUGUUUAGCCCUACC
Molecule: messenger RNA, 2434 nt
Organism: Oryza brachyantha (malo sina)
Lineage: Eukaryota; Viridiplantae; Streptophyta; Magnoliopsida; Poales; Poaceae
Exons: 7
Coding region: 107-1309 (400 amino acids)
Source: RefSeq, a predicted model, not a curated record